Prorocentrum cordatum is the source of this 345-nucleotide messenger RNA. The record is from the annotation of a GenBank genome assembly. Lineage: Eukaryota; Dinophyceae; Prorocentrales; Prorocentraceae.
AUGCAGCUGGUGGCCAAGGGCGCCAUCAGCCUGGACGAUCACGCCCACAGGUAUGUCGACCCGAUGCUGAAGCGUGGGGGGUACCGCUUCAAGUCCAUGGAAGAAAUAUUUCGGCCAAGCUGGGAUCAUUCCGGGCCUUCCUUCAACGCCUCCAACAUCACCGUCAGAGAGCUCAUGCACAUGGACUCGGGCAUCAAGGACUACGACACGGACGCCUUCCGCGACUUUCAGUACCGCCACGGCGGCGUCACGUCACCCCGUUCGACAUCCUCGAUUGGGUGCAGGGCCCGCUGGCGUUCGAGCCCGGAGCGCCCCCGCGCGGAAGCUUCUCCUACUGCAGCGUGA